AGCCACUAGGAAAAUUGAACAUUUUCCUGAGAAGCCUUGCUUAGGCAUCUCAGUUCAGAUUCCUCGUAGAGUCCAUAAGGCCAGUAGUUUUCAUGGUCCAUUCCUCCUAUUGAAAUUCAGGUCUUCUAGACCCCGAAUGUCUCGGUUGGUUGGCCUUACGCUGGGAAAAAUUCCCAUCAACUGUGCUUGGAGGGCUGGCUGAGACAUGCGAUGUAGCCGGCGCAGCACGUAGAAAAUAGCAAGCGAGCGAGUGGGCGGGUGGGCUAGGAAUCGUCAAUGGUGGUCAUCGCAACUCAGUCACAAAUCACAACAACAAUCUAACUAUAACUUCAUCGCCUCAUCCUUCCAUUAUAGCUCUUACUAGUAGUAGCAAAGCCAUCACAAUUCAUCCAUAUCACCUACUACAGCUUCACCUCUCUCCAAAUUUCACCUACCUUCACAGCCACCAAACCAUGCAUCCCUUCACAGUUUUCAUCGUCGCCCUCUCAGCAACCGCCCUCGCGCUCCCACGCCCCCAGCUCGGCGGGAGCCUAACCAACACCAUCCUGAACGGCAUCGGCGAUCUCCUCGGCACCGACGACCGAUACCACACCACGGAGCGGUGUUACAGCCGCAACAGCGCGGACCUCUCGUCCUGCAUAAGCGCCUGUGUGCAGGCGCAGUGUGUGGAGGGGAGCGCGGAGUGCGGUGCUUGCAUACGAGGAUGCUGUAAGUCGUUCACAUUCUUUUUCUUUCUAUAUACGUCAAGCGUUUGGAACAACUUUGCUGACCUGGGUUUUAGCGUCGAGUUUGGCGGCCUGCGAUGACCACCCUAGAAGUAGUGGCACUGGGGGUACUGGCCAGGCAAACAGCACCAGCACCACCACCCACGCCAACUGAGGGAGGCGUUUGAGAGAUUAUUCUAUGAAUCUGCCUUGUGCGUGAAGCUUUCACAAUGGAUUACCCCGACCUGGUUGCGGGGGAGGAGCCCGAGCUCAUAGACCAUUUGAGGUGGCUAGGGAUAACGAGAGAUGACCAGUUUAUGAAUGAAUGAAUGAUGAUGAAGCAAAAGGCAUUUGCAUGGCAAGCCUUUGGCAAUGAGAUCAUGGAGAAGGAGUUGGAAAGGGAAGAUACCAUUCAAUUAUCGCAUAUUGUUAAUAAAUUAUUCUUCUUCUUCAUGAUACCGGUUGUUGGCCAUGCCUUUUUUGAGGAGGCAGGUUGUAUCCUUUCUUCGAGCCCUCAUUGUCAUCGUCUAUGAGAAAUGUGAUCGUGGCUAAAGGCUAUCGAUUAAAGUAUACCUGGCUCUAAGUAGCAGUCUUCUUUUCUUGGUGUUUACCAUUCAAUAAAAUGCUUCCAAGAGCUGUUUGUGAUGAAUGUUGCAAAGGAGGUGGAAAAGAAAAAGGCGAAAUUGUA
Hypoxylon fragiforme is the source of this 1392-nucleotide messenger RNA. RefSeq lists its product as uncharacterized. NCBI's taxonomy places the organism in Eukaryota, Fungi, Ascomycota, Sordariomycetes, Xylariales, Hypoxylaceae. The record is from RefSeq and is a predicted model, not a curated record. The coding region runs from base 453 to 806 and encodes 117 amino acids. The transcript has 2 exons.